AUGAGCAGAUUAGCAAAUACAAUUGUUUUAUUCGAUGUUGAUGGAACAUUGACAAAACCAAGAAAUAAUAUCACCGAUACAUUCAAAGAGUAUCUACUUGCACUUAGAAAGAGAGUUUGUUUAGGUGUUGUUGGUGGUUCUGAUCUUGCAAAGAUCCUCGAACAACUCGGAGGUGAAAGUGCUAUUACCAACUUUGACUACUUAUUCUCAGAGAAUGGUUUAAACUCUUUCAAGGAUGGUAAACCAAUUCAUACUCAAUCAAUUAAAGAAUUCCUGGGAGAACAAAGAUUAAAGGAAUUUAUCAACUUUGUAUUACAUUAUAUCGCCGAUCUUGAAAUACCAAUCAAGAGAGGUACCUUUAUCGAAUUUAGAAAUGGAAUGAUCAACGUUUCACCAAUCGGUAGAAACUGCUCACAAGGUGAACGUGACGAUUUUGAAAAAUACGACAAGGAACACAAGAUUAGAGAAACUAUGAUCGCUGCGCUCAAGGAAAAGUUCCCAUCCAUCGGUCUUCAAUACUCGAUUGGUGGCCAAAUCUCAUUUGAUUGUUUCCCAAUUGGAUGGGACAAGACCUAUUGCUUGAAACUUUUACCAGAAUCUGAAUAUAAAACUAUUUAUUUCUUUGGUGAUAAGACUUACAAGGGUGGUAAUGAUUAUGAAAUUAGUAUUGAUCCAAGACUUACCAAAUCAUUUACUGUUACAUCACCAGAAGAUACUUUAAAGUUCUUAAAGGAAUUAUUCCCAUAA
Messenger RNA from Cavenderia fasciculata, 747 nucleotides. It is a transcript of the gene pmmA, whose product is annotated as phosphomannomutase. The transcript has 3 exons. Gene Ontology annotation, cellular component: cytosol. Gene Ontology annotation, molecular function: phosphomannomutase activity. Bases 1 to 747 code for a protein of 248 amino acids. Lineage: Eukaryota; Evosea; Eumycetozoa; Acytosteliales; Cavenderiaceae. The record is from RefSeq and is a predicted model, not a curated record. Gene Ontology annotation, biological process: protein N-linked glycosylation; mannose metabolic process; GDP-mannose biosynthetic process.